ACCAAAGGAAAAUAAUUCUCCGGUAAGGGGUAACCGUCCGUGAAAUAAAUGGCAUCCGAUAAAACUUUUCUUCGCGAGAGGUUGAAAAAACAACAAGAACACAGUGCCUCGUUUUUCGUCCGUAGAUUUCAGUUGAAUGUUUACAUAAAUGGGAUAUUGCGCGAAACACGAGUGUGAAAAAAAAAUAGAUAAGAUCUUAUAUUGGUCAGGCCCAGGGAGUUACGCGACGCAUGCGCCGUGAAGUUAGUCGAUAGGCAUACAACUAGUGGCACAGUUCUCGGAGUCGACGUCGUUACACGUCUUAACCUCAAAAUAAAUAUUCGCUCUCCUUUUAUCACUUCGACACGUCGACGUAAAUCUCUCCUAAAAGUGCAGAGGAAAGAUUUUAUGGCUCGUCGUAUAGAAGAUUACGUACGUUUGGAAGAUGGGUCAUGGAUCAAGCCGUUCUGCUUCCUCUGCAAAUAUUCUAUCUGCAGAAGAAUUAACAUUAGUGGACAAUAUUUUUAAAUCAAUGUCCAGAAGUUCGGGUUCUAUAAAACGUGAAGAUAUUUUUAAACACUGGUCGAUGCACUUGGAUGACGUGCUUUUGCAAUUUGUUGUAAGAUUUCUUUGCCAUGAACCUGGCAAAAAAGUCUCAGCUAUAAAUGGAGAAAAUUUUGGUCGCUUAUAUGUUUUUGCAGUACGUGGAAGCGCGGAAGAACGUACUGAUCUGAUAUUUGAAGGAUUUUCAGAAGAAGAGCAGAAGUUUGAAAUACCUACUGCCACUUUUCUGCAAUAUAUUCAAGCUACUAUUAAUUCUUAUUUAAGGCUGCAGAAAAAUGCUGCUAAUUCGCAUUAUCUUUCAUGGAGUAGUAUUGGUUGUACUGUGAAUAAUAGACGUAUAAAUAUGCGUUCGCAAAGUCUGUGCGAAGAUAUUGUCAAAUAUGGUGAUGUGUUAACGGUUGAUCAAGUAGUUAAUUGGUUUGCGGCAGCUGCUACAUUUAAAACUAUUCAAUCACACGUUUUUCAGUGUCUUUUUCUAGUUUCUCAGAAAAAAGGAGAUAAAAAUACUAGUGCACGGAUUAAUGAUUUAAAUCUGUUACCUAUUUGUAAAGGUUUGGAAAAUAUUCCUCAUUUUCCAAGUAUUCUGGGGCUUGGUGACGUUUUGUUCCUAAAUCUAAGUUUACCUCACGAACUACGCAAAGAAUGGAGAUUCUUAUUUUCGAGUCAAGUGCAUGGAGAAUCAUUUUCCACCAUGCUAGGAAGAAUAACUAUGCAAGGUGCAACAAUUAUUAUAUUACAAGAUACCGAUGAUCAUGUGUUUGGUGGUUUUGCUCCAGAUAGUUGGAGAUUGGGACCAAAUUUUAUAGGAAAUCAAGGGUGCUUCCUAUUCAAACUAGAGCCAGAUAUUUUAACAUUUUCUUCUACAACUUACAAUAAUCAUUAUCAAUACUUGAAUCUUUACCAACAAACUAUGCCUAAUGGUUUGCUUAUGGGAGGACAAUUAAAUUAUCCAGGCUUAUGGUUAGAUUCUGAGUAUGGAACUGGUAAAUCGAGUAAAUCUUGCACAACGUUUCAAAAUUAUGUACAAUUAAGUGGCAAAGAGAAUUUUAAAAUAAAGCAUUGCGAAGUAUGGGGUGUUGGUCCAAUACCAGCUGUAGAAGAAGAUGUACGAGAAAACAAAUCUGUUUUAGAUCAAGAUCCUACAGCUAAAGUAAUGAUGGAACUUCAUGGACGUAAAAUGCAUAGCGAAGGUAUCAGGGACAAAAAAGACUAAUCACGCUUAAAUAUUUAAAGAUUACUCUAAGACUCAUAUUACUAUUAAUUAUAUUGUAUGGUCGUCAUUGAAAUUUUCAAUUCUAAUGGAAAUUAUUGAAAAUUAAGUCACUGAGAUUAUAUAUACAUGCAUAUAUAUAUAUAUAUAUAUAUAUAUAUAUAUAUAUAUAUACACACACAUAGAGAAGUCUGUGGAUAUACUUAAAAGUGAAAAAUAAAAUCUAAUAUAUUGAAUAUUUAGUUUUAUAAUUUACCGACGAAUAAUUUUAAUAGCGAAUUAAUUUAAGAGUGUUAAAAAGCAUCUACACGUUUUGUAGCACAUGAAACGUGUGUGUGUGUGUAUGCGUUAAUGAGUCAGAACUUCUUGUUAGUGCCAUCAGUUUAUGGAGAAUUUUAAUCGAUUAAAUUAAUUAUUAAAUUAAUUAGUAAAUUAAAGUAGUGAACGUUUUUUGUCUAUUACAUCUAUAUUAUAUAUUACCUACGUAUGAAUGUUCAAUCGAUAUAAUUAUUCAUAUAUUAUGUAUGUUACUAUGUUAGAUUAAUUUGUAUAUUUUUGUUGUUGUUAACUAUUUCAUUGAGUGUAUAACAAAGUAUCGUCAUCGGACGGCCUGAUCUCUUUUAAUAUAUGUAUAUACAAAUAUAAUUUAUUUCCUACACACACACAUAUAUAUAUGUAUAUAUUGUGUGUGUA
Molecule: messenger RNA, 2446 nt
Organism: Vespula vulgaris
Lineage: Eukaryota; Metazoa; Arthropoda; Insecta; Hymenoptera; Vespidae
Product: MTOR-associated protein MEAK7
Exons: 3
Coding region: 425-1756 (443 amino acids)
Source: RefSeq, a predicted model, not a curated record